Letharia columbiana is the source of this 570-nucleotide messenger RNA. RefSeq lists its product as uncharacterized. Gene Ontology annotation, cellular component: endoplasmic reticulum exit site; COPII vesicle coat. NCBI's taxonomy places the organism in Eukaryota, Fungi, Ascomycota, Lecanoromycetes, Lecanorales, Parmeliaceae. Gene Ontology annotation, molecular function: GTP binding; GTPase activity. Gene Ontology annotation, biological process: intracellular protein transport; vesicle organization; membrane organization. The transcript is spliced from 6 exons. The record is from RefSeq and is a predicted model, not a curated record. The coding region runs from base 1 to 570 and encodes 189 amino acids.
AUGUUCAUCGUUAACUGGUUCUGGGACGUUCUCGCCUCUCUGGGGCUCCUCAAUAAGCAUGCCAAACUCCUCUUUCUCGGCCUAGAUAACGCGGGUAAGACCACGUUGCUACAUAUGUUAAAGAAUGACCGAGUCGCCAUCCUACAACCUACUCUACAUCCCACCUCCGAAGAGCUCGCAAUAGGCAAUUGCCGAUUCACAACCUUCGAUCUCGGUGGCCAUCAACAAGCCCGUCGUUUGUGGAAAGAUUACUUCCCCGAAGUCUCCGGGAUCGUGUUCCUCGUCGACGCAAAAGAUCACGAACGCUUCGCGGAGUCGAAAGCCGAGCUCGAUGCCCUCCUUGCAAUGGAAGAGCUGAGCAAGGUCCCAUUCUGUAUCCUUGGGAAUAAAAUUGAUCACCCAGAUGCUAUCAGCGAGGAGGACCUUAGGCAUCAGCUGGGCAUGUGGCAGACGACAGGAAAGGGUAAGGUGCCGUUGGAGGGUGUGAGGCCGAUUGAGGUCUUCAUGUGCAGUGUUGUUAUGCGGCAAGGGUAUUACGAAGCUUUCCGUUGGCUGUCCAACUACGUCUAA